GUGUGUGUGUGUGUGUGUGUGCGUGCGUGCAGAAAAAAGCUUUUGAUUUGUCACUUCUUGGUCACAUGACUGUACAUCCGCCCUGUGUGACUGUUGCUGUUUGGCAGCUAUGACAACGAACUUUGAAAAGUUGGAUGAAUGGCUUCAAUGAAGAAGAAGCUUUCCUCUUCUAAGGUGCAUCACAAGUCUCUGAAAUGUACCGUAUAUUUGGACAUUCAGACAGUCACAUGUCCAGGAGUGCUCCUGACUAGAAACAACGAUAUCUACCUCAGUGUGUGUAUCAUGGGCCAGUACAGGAAGACUCCCUGUUUGCCACCUGCAUUUCCUUUACUCUUCCACCACAAAAUGGUAUUUGUCAAGACUUUUCCCAGCGUUGUUGACCCUGCUGAUGUAGCUGACCUCCUGGAAGCUGACAUAACAUCUUUUGAGCUGAUUCAGUUGGUGCCUCCAGAGGGUGAGGUCCUGGCGACGAUGGAGGAGGGCAGCAGAGAUUUUCUGUACCCUGGUCCCAGACUGAGCUCCAGAGAAGGAGCGGCAGAGAGAGAAAUACUGAUGAAGAGAUCCUCCUCCUUUCCUGGAAUCUCCCCCAAAGUGGAGUUUGCCACGACAUCAGUCAUAGAAGAGAGUGAUGGGAGAGACAGCUUGUCUGCCUCACCUACUUGCUGUCUUUCUCCAGUGAGGUCAUCUUUAACCCCAUCCAGACAGAGUUCUGCAAAAAAGUAUUCGCCAUCCAGCAGGCAUUUUUCCAAAAUAGAUGAUGCGAACUGUGUCUCUUGGAAACGUAGGUCGGAAAGGCUAGAUGUUGAGGCUAGAAUAACGAACUCUGCACCGACCUCAACAUCCAGACGCUCCCCUUCUUCAUCCCCAUCUGGCCGAAGUCCCCAGAAUAAAAAUAAGGAGAGAAAACACGCUUCUCCUAGAGUUUCUGUAAACUCUGGCUACCAGCAGCCCACAGUUUCGUCGCAGACACGAGCCUUGUCCCCUUACACCCAUCGCAAGAUGUGCCAGCUUUCAGAGGACGCCACGCAGAGGCUUAGCCAUCUCCAGCUGGGGCCUCACCACUUCAGGAAGGAGACUGAGAGCCAGCCGCCCUUCUUGGUCCCUCGUUGCAGUAGUGUCUCUGUGAUUGGAGCUCCUUCCUCCUCGUCACAGAAUAAUAGCAUGCAUCGACACUCAGUCAGCUUCACAGCUGAUCACACAGAUUCUUCUUUCCUGGGGAGUUACAGACCAAGACCAGCCACAGUGAAGUCGGGUUCUGUGAGGGUCCAGUCAUCUCCAGAGACACAGUCCAGACUUGAUGCCCAGAUCAGAAGCCCUGUGAGAGGUGCUGCUUUAGCUCAGUCCACCCUGGCCGUGUCAAACGCCAGAAGUCCUCUGAAUCUCAGCCAUUCCCUCAGAGAAAGGCUCCAGACCAGUCCAUCCUACUGCGAGCAGAUCCACAGCCGAGUCCAGAGAAUUCUGCAGACACACAAAACCACCUGACCACCAAAUGACCUUUGACCUUUAACUUCCUGAUCUGUCCACAAGGUGACCACAACAGGUUACAGGUUACAAUACAAAAACUAUUCACGGUUAAAACAAUCACUUUCCUUUAAACUUUAAAGGAAUGGAUGCACACAGACACACCUUAAUCUUAAAAUC
Messenger RNA from Sander lucioperca (pikeperch), 1641 nucleotides. RefSeq names its product spermatogenesis associated 6 (gene spata6). Lineage: Eukaryota; Metazoa; Chordata; Actinopteri; Perciformes; Percidae. Gene Ontology annotation, molecular function: myosin light chain binding. The record is from RefSeq and is a predicted model, not a curated record. Gene Ontology annotation, biological process: spermatogenesis.